Molecule: messenger RNA, 513 nt
Organism: Helobdella robusta
Lineage: Eukaryota; Metazoa; Annelida; Clitellata; Rhynchobdellida; Glossiphoniidae
Exons: 5
Coding region: 1-513 (170 amino acids)
Biological process (GO): axoneme assembly
Cellular component (GO): axonemal microtubule
Source: RefSeq, a predicted model, not a curated record
AUGUACUUAUUUAAUUUUCAGAAUUGCAACAACAUCGAUGCAAUCAAAUGGAGAUCUCCCAAUAUAGCAGUCGGUGCGAAAACGACCUAUCGUUGUCAAACCAGAAGAAAAGUUCCUGAGGGGUUCGAAAACCCGAAUUUCGACGACAAAGAAGCAAACAAUUGGAGACUACCCAAUAUAGCAGUCGGGGCGAAAACGACCGAUUAUUAUCAAACCAGAGGAAAAAUUCCUGAGAGGUUCGACAACCCGGAUUGCUUCAAAGGUUAUGGGAAAGUAGAAGCUAACCCGCGAUACAGAACAUCAAACAGUUCGUAUGGAUCUAUAAGUCCAAAUGUUCACACAAUGCCAACUUCAUUUUUUUUGAAAAGUCAGGAAUUCACUAAGAUAAUGCUAGCAGGUGAUUUCAAUAUACAUGUAGAAAAAACGGUGAUCCACACGCUGUUGCUUGGUUACAUAAUCAUAUUUUCCGGUAUUGGAUUGCAAAAUCUAUCCAAGGGGAAACUACUCAGAUAA